Messenger RNA from Ilyonectria robusta, 744 nucleotides. Its product is annotated as short chain dehydrogenase. Lineage: Eukaryota; Fungi; Ascomycota; Sordariomycetes; Hypocreales; Nectriaceae. Bases 1 to 744 code for a protein of 247 amino acids. The record is from RefSeq and is a predicted model, not a curated record. The transcript has 4 exons.
AUGGCCUCCGCUCCCUUCUUUGCUCUCGUUGCAGGUGCUGGCCCUGGAACAGGCCGAGCUGUUGCGCUCAGAUUCGCAAAGGCCUACCCAGUCGUCGUUCUCGCCAGAAGCCCCGAGAGCUACAGUGACAUUGUCACAGAGAUCAAGAAGGCAGGUGGUCAUGCGUUGGGCAUCUCUACCGACAUUGUUGACCCAGCCUCGGUCAACUCUGCCUUCGAGACAAUCAAGAAAGAACUCCCCGGUAGCAAGCUGGCAGCAGCUGUUUACAAUGUCAGCGGCGGCUUUGCGAGGAAGCCAUUUCUAGAGUUGACGGCUGAGGAGCUCGACGGCGGCCUCGACGUUGCUGUACGAGGUUUCUCUAGAUUCGCCCAAAACUCCCUACCCCUGCUUCUGGAGUCGGUGCCGGAGUCUCCUAACCCCCCGUCUCUGCUCAUCACCGGCGCCACCGCGUCAGUGAAGGGAUCCGCGCUAUUCGGAUCCUUUGCUGCCGGGAAGUUUGCACUGCGAGCACUGGGCCAGUCUCUGGCGCGAGAAUUCGGACCUCAGGGUGUUCACGUGGCUCACAUCAUUGUCGAUGGAAUCAUCGAUAUUCCCAGGACGAAGCAUUUCACCACGGCCAGCUCUGCAGAAGAUGCAAAGCUUAAGCCAGAAGCAAUUGCAGAGACCUACUGGCAUUUGCACACUCAGCAUCGUUCAGCAUUCACGCAGGAGAUCGACAUUCGACCAUAUGUGGAAAAGUUUUAA